Molecule: messenger RNA, 1255 nt
Organism: Phlebotomus argentipes
Lineage: Eukaryota; Metazoa; Arthropoda; Insecta; Diptera; Psychodidae
Exons: 7
Coding region: 11-1246 (411 amino acids)
Source: RefSeq, a predicted model, not a curated record
UGACGCUAAAAUGCCUGUAAAGUCAAUAAGUACUGCGGUUGUCCUAUUUCUCUAUUCAGCCUCUGUCGUGGCGGAUAAUUUCGUUUGCACAGAUGAAGUUUGUCGGAGAUACAGAGAGGAAACAGGAUGCCCACUAAUGGCUCUGGCAUGCAGAGCGCAGAAUUCUACUCACAAUGGUAGAAUAUUCCCUUCUCCAGUAUCGUGCAAUUGUUGUGAGACUUGCAUUGAGAAUUUUGAGUUGGAUGAGGAUUGUACUUUGGGUUCACCAGGAGCCCCAAUUCCUCAUGGCAUGUGUGGACCAGGAUUGUCGUGUGCUUUUGAUGACAAUGAUGAGCACACGACAUGCCAGAAAAUGACCGACACCGAUUGCCUCAGAGAUCAGAGCUCAUAUGACACUGAGAGACUCAAUGGUACAAUUGGACAUUUAAUGCAAAGGACUCUAUGUGAUGCUGAUGGAGGAUUUUCACCUAUAAAGUGCAUUCCUGGGCAAAUAUGCUAUUGUGUGAACGAUCAGGGCGAAAGGAUCUUCGGAGAGUCUUUAAACUACCGCGGCAUUGAGGUCGUGAUGAAGUGUGAAUGUUCCCGUCAAGAAGCAGUUAUUAACACUGUUCUGGACACGGAUAUGAAAAUCCCUUUUGUCAGAUGCAAUGAGACAGGAUCUUUUGAUAAACUCCAAUGCAUCAACGAUCAAUGUCUCUGCGUGGAUCCUCAUUUAGGCUUCCCAACGUCUAGUAUAGUUAACAUAACUGUUGACGGAUUGCAUUCGCUGCCUUGCUUUAAUGAAUCCGGAUACAGUAAUUCUUCCUACAAUCGAGAGUGUGCGGAAAAGAAAGCUGUUCUCGUCCAGAAGCUCUACAAAAGAGCAAAAAUGGGAAUAUAUGCCGUUGAUGAGAGUGAAUCUUAUGAAAUGUGCCAACCUGAUGGGUUUUUUGCCAGAAUUCAGCGCAAUGACACUCAUAAGUUCUGUGCUGAUAAAUUUGGGAUGAGCAUACGCAACUACAAUGCCGUAUUAGGGUCAGAAGAUGCAAACACAAUGACGUGCAAUUGCGCCAGAGUUGAAAUGUUGCUGAGAGAAAUCGGAGCAUUUGAGAUUCCUUCUUGCUGUCCGAAUGGGAACUAUCCAAAAAUGUCCUGCAGAAGAGGAUUUUGCUACUGCACCGAUGAGAAUGGCAACCAAACAACCUCGGAGGUUCCACAUGAGGAAAUUACCACUUUAGAGUGCUAUAAUAAAGGAUCAUUCUGUUAAUAAAUGAAA